GGCUCACAUCUGACAAGUACACAAAAUUGGGUUGGUUAAUAUUCAACAAAAAUGGCGGUCGUCUGUCAGCUGUUUUGAUGAAUUGGCCAGGAACCCAGAGUGACCGAGAAGAGGAAGCGAGGUGGUUUAUAAUAUUUCACAAAAUAGUGAUUUAACAUGUGACAUUUACCAGGAACACUAAGUCACUGAUUUAUCUGAAACAGUGCGAAACGUCGUUUUCUUGUGCAAUACGAAUAAUCUGACGUGCACGAACGUGAAUUGGUGGUUUGUUUACAAAUAUUUAUUUGGUAUUUUGGCUUGCCGCUCAAUAUCCGAAAACUAUAUGGCUACAUUCAGCAUGUCUGUGUCGUUGUGGGUUAAACCGGAACCAUUCAAUUUCGGCGCAUUGCAGAUACCGCCUCACCCGAAGCUGUCCAUGCACUAUCUGAAGAAGAUAGCUGUGUAUGCCAAAACAAAAGGUAAAGGGGGAUUUCCUCGAUUGACAUAUCCAACAUGGAAACGUAUUGCAUGCAGUAAAAUGGGAUUGCCUGAAGAGGAGGCAUGGUUGUACUUUGAAGGUUUCGAUUUACUAGACAGAUGUCCACCAGAGCAAAGAUUACAAAUUGCUGAAUUAUUUACAGACUGUAAAACGCCAGAAGACACAGAACAAGUCAAAAACAGUUUGUCAGUGAAUACCUGUGAGUUUUUACUAUAUUUAUUUUUACAACAAGUCUACAAGAUUUCAUUGAGAACAUCAUUGGUAUCAACUGGAGAAGAAUGGCCAAUGAGAGCAAGGUCACCUGAUAUUGAAGGUAGAUCAUCAGGAGUCGGAGCUAAGAGUAUGGAUGAAAAUGCACAUCUUAUGUUUAUACUUAACAAUCUGAAUGCAAUAUUACAGUUAUUGGUUGAAGCAGAUUGUUUUGUUGGUGCCAACAGUAGUGAAAAUAGACUAAGCAUUACUGCUGUGGAGGCGCUGGGAUUCAUUAUAGCAGCAUCUACUGAUAAAAAACGAUCAAUGAGACCUUUACUGGAGGUAGCCCUCAUGCAACCUUUUCAACAAAAAUCUGGAUUUUCUAAAAUUUCUCAAACCUUUUCUCUGAGGACGUUUGAGUCUUGGUUGAGAGCUAAUUUGGGUAGUAAUCCAUUUGGUUUAUCAGUUUGUAUAUCAGCGGGGCGGCGACUGUCAUGGCCUGCAACAGGCAGUGAUUAUAAGGAAGACAGCGGUCAGAAAAGAGGAAGAAUAGCAACCAAUGCUCAGUUUGCUCCAAAAGAGUGUAAAAUUAUUAUAUUGUCACAAGUAGGAAAACAGACACUAGCCAAGUGUUCAAAAACCUUGGAAGGUGCUGCUGUUAAAAUCCACCGAUGUCAUUAUGCUUAUAUUUAUCUUCUGUCACCUCUUAGAUCAGUGAGUAUUGAGAAGUGUCGUCAUUCUACGAUUGUACUCGGAUCUGUGGAAUCCACGGUACACGUCAAUGCAUGUGAACAUCUGACGUUGAUUACAACCUGUAGAAGACUUUCUGUAAAUGCAUCUACAUUAUGUACAUUCCAUGCAUUGACAUCAACAAGACCACUAAUAUUAGGCGGUAACGAUUCAAUAAUAUUAGCUCCAUAUCACACACAUUAUUCAUUAUUAGAAGAACACAUGGCUAAAUCGGGUAUUGCUGUGACACCCAACAUGUGGGAUAAACCAAUGUGUCUAGGUCCAGAACAUCGACAAGCGAGUCCAGUUUGGUCUUUAAUGCUACCAAGAGACUUCUUUACAUUUGUAAUACCAUUUAGUAUUGAAGGACUUACAUCGGAAAUUCCUGGUGGUCUGCCAUCAAAGUAUGAGCGUGGUUUAACACAACGAGAGAAAAAUAUAAAGACAUGGCAGAAGACUGUCAAAGAAUCAGGUCUGUCGGAACAACAAAGAAAACAGUUCCAGUCAGUAGUAGAAGCCAAAUUUCAGGCUUGGUUAGAUGACAGUGGACAUAGACGACAACUUGAUGGACUAGCCACACCAAGUAAAUAAACGUUUACGCACUGCAGGUCCACAAUGUGCGGAACAACAUUGUUCAAGGCAAACACAGGACAGAAACUGUCCUGUAUUGUCAGGGUACGAGUCCUGUAUGUAUAGUACAUAACAUCAGCUCAAUAUUUGUUAUUAUAUCUGAUACAAUCCUGUAACUAUUACUUUGAGUACGUACAUGUAUUGAUUCUACUUCACGUUGGUUCACUCUAUCAUAGUCUAGGGAGAUGCUUGCAUGACGUUUUGGUGUUACGACAGGGUUAAUCACUAGGUGACUACAUUUGAAAUAUCUUGUAUAUUCUAUGCACUAAAUCAAAAAAUAGAUAAAAAGGGUAUUUAACUGUGUUGACAUGCACUAAAAAUUUCACUAUCACAAAACAAACAGAAGACUGUGAAACCAAAUAGUCUAGUUCUUUAUUCUAGCAUAUUCAGAUGCUGCAUAUUUUGGAAUUCAUGAAUGUAAUAAAAUCAGUAAUUUAAUCCCCCCCCUCCAAUAAACCUUUCCUCCAUAGUAAUCGUCCAUCAGCAAGUAUGUUCCAUGAUGCUAAUACUGAGAACAAUUUGAAUUGGAACUCGUUCAGAGAAUCCAUACCAUUGUAAAAUAUGCAUGGUGUAGUAUUAUUAUUAUUAAUGAAAUAUUCUAUUAUAGCUCUUCAUGGUUGUAUCAAGCUUAGAGUUCUUAGCCUGCACUUGAGCUUUACUGAGAAUAGAAUUUGUCAAAUCUAAUCCCGUUUUUUUUUAAUACAUCCCCUUGCCACAAAUCAUUUGAUUUGCAGAACAGACUUUCCAAUUUUGUGUUUUACUACUAUAAUAAUAUUUUAUAAUGUCUACAUUGAACCAUAAUGAAUGUCCUGACAUACUGCCAGUGUUUAUAUUUGUUUGUUAUAUCACCAAUAUUAGCUCAUAGAUUGUGCAUUCUAAUUCAAGGGGGAUUCUUGGAACUGUAAUAUGGUUAGUGAUAAUUUCAAAUAUUAUGUAAAUAUAGAACAAAAUAAUUUUGAAUAUGGCAAUGUAAAUUUAUUAUCAUAUGUAUGUUUUAGGUAUUUAUAUUUCUACC
Saccoglossus kowalevskii is the source of this 3044-nucleotide messenger RNA. Its product is annotated as TBCC domain-containing protein 1-like. The record is from RefSeq and is a predicted model, not a curated record. NCBI's taxonomy places the organism in Eukaryota, Metazoa, Hemichordata, Enteropneusta, Harrimaniidae. Gene Ontology annotation, biological process: maintenance of centrosome location; maintenance of Golgi location. Gene Ontology annotation, cellular component: spindle pole centrosome.